AUCGAUCGAGAAAACAGUUGACGCAGGGAGCCCAGAAUAAAAGACCAGGUUACUUUUAAACAUUAAGCACUCCGAAUUUCAUACUUUUCACCCCACGAAGUGAAGCAUCGCAAUUAAGAAACUCCGGUGCAGACGCCAGCUACAGCGAGGUAGGACCGACAAUGUCGAAAAAAAGUAAAGAAAAGGACGAAGCGAUGGCCUCAAGCGAGGGGUUCAACCUGGACGGCAUCUUGAGCGAGCUGGGCAGCUUCGGGAAGUACCAGCUGCUGCUGCUGGUGCUCCUGGCCUUCCGGGACUCCUUCCUCGCCAUGUGCAACUUCAACUUCGUCUUCACCGCCGCCGAGGUCAAUCACAGAUGUCUCGUACCAGAAUGUGAACCUCUAGACUCCAGAUUCAACGCAAGUUGGACGGGAUUCAUCCUCAAUGACCCCAGGACUUGCCAAAGACCAGAGUCGCUCCGAGAGUGGAACAGCUCCGCACCUGAUAACUUCACCUCGCUGCUGGCUUCCAGCGAGUUCUGUUUGUCCCGCCGCUUCGUCUCCAAUAAGACCGUGGCCUGCCAAGAGUUGGUGUACGAAAACUACAAUAGCAUCGUGGCUGAGUUUAACCUGGGCUGCGAGCCAUGGAAGAGGACCAUGAUCGGGACAGUGCAUAAUCUGGGAUUAGUGUUCUCUUUUCUGCUGUCAGGAUUUAUAUCAGACAGAUACGGCAGAAAAGUGGUGAUAGUUGCGACCCCGCUAGCGGUGGGCGUGGCGGGGUUGAUGAAGUCCUUCUCCACCAACUACUGGAUGCUUCUGAUCUUGGAGUUCUUGGAGACGGCGCUGGGCUACGGCAACGCGUCUUUGGUGCUUUCAUUAGAGACAGUGAGUCAGAAACGCCGCGUGAUCUUCUCCUGCAUAGCAGACAUGAUGUCCAGCUUCGGCAGCGCGUUCUUCGGCCUCAUAGCUUGGAAGGUUCCCUACUGGCGUCACCUAAUGAGAGCCAUUUAUGCGCCGUUACUAGUGGUAGUAUUCUACAUCUUCCUGGUAGACGAAGGAGUUCGGUGGCUGCUAGCUCACAACAAGAAGGACGAAGCUGUCAGGGUGCUGAAUAAGGUCGCGAAGAUCAACAAAAUAACAUUGUCGAGCAAGGCGAAGGAAAUGCUGCAUAGCAUAACGGAACAGAGGAGUAAGGCUGAUGAGGCCGGCCAACAUUCUCCGGAAAAGCCGCACUUAGCUUCCGUUCUCCGCUCCAAGAAGAUGCUCCUGCGCGUGGCGCUCAUCGCCGGCUGCUUCUUCUGCGGCAUGUUCGUGUACAACGGCGCCAUCAUCAAUAGCACCACUAUCUCCGGAGACAAAUACCUGAACCUCUCAGUCUUACUGCUGGUGGCAGUUCCGACGAGGAUCAUAACAGCUCUGACGCUGACGAGGUUUGGAAGAAAGGCUCCAAUUUGUGUGGCGUACUGCCUGUGCGCUACGUUCUUCAUUGUGUCGGCCGUUGUGCCGAAAUCAUGGGCCUGCGCCUCGGUUAUGUUGUACGUAUUCGGUCAGAUGUGCACCAACUACGGCUUGUUCUCCAUCAGCGUGGUCGCGCUGGAGGUGUUCCCCACCACGGCCAGGAACUCCCUCACCAACAUCGCCAACACCGUCGGCAGAGUUGGGUCGGUGCUUGCUCCUCAAGUUCCGCUUUUGGAGCAGUAUCUUUCAGGUAUGCCAAGUAUAGUGUUCGGCAUAGUAUCGUUAUGUUCGGCGAUGCUCACUCUCUUACUGCCCGACACAAGUCGAGCUGCAUUACCUGAUUUUGUAGCUGAAGCAGAGAAGAUCGGCGAAGAAGAACAAACUGAAGACGAAGAAGCUGCUGAACAGAUAAAUACUAUAUCUCGCAGUGUACAACAAGCGGUAGAUAAAACAUUUAUUGGCGUAAUUGACAAAGAAAAUCCGCGAUGACCUGGAAGUCGAAGAGGACACUAAAAAAGUGAUUGAACUUUUCCGUGAUAGGACGUGACGAUCUCAAGAAACAGUAGGUGUUAAUAAUGUGGUUCCUUUAAGAGACUAAUAUUUUUAUAUAAUAAAAAAUAUGAACAGUUGUCGCCUGAUGGUAAGUGCGCAGCAAUAAGUCAUGAAUGUACUAACAAAUAUAAUAAAUUUGAAUGCGAAAGGUUUGUAUCAACUAUUCAUUCUAAAUCCAAUCUACUUUGACAGUAUAUAACCUGAUCAUAAGAAAGGGAAAUGACGAUAAAAUGGAGGGAACAGAUCUCACCUAAAAUUGAUAUAGCACACGUUGUUACUUUUACGACUUCCUAUACAUAAAACUUACAUGAAACUUUAACAAUAUCUAAUUGGAUAACAGCUUCAUAGAAAUCGAUAUUAUAUUAAACACAUGCACUUUAAAGUCUGACUUCAAUUUAGUUGGGUGUGACGCAUCGCAUCACUUGUAGAUUUUGUCUGCGAUUUUGUAGCCAUUAUAAUUAUAAUAAUCUCAAAGGAAUGUCUUAAUCUUUUUUAUGUUUUGUUAUUAGUAUAACAAUG
This is a messenger RNA of Amyelois transitella, 2507 nucleotides long. Its product is annotated as organic cation transporter protein. The coding region runs from base 162 to 1925 and encodes 587 amino acids. Gene Ontology annotation, biological process: transmembrane transport. NCBI's taxonomy places the organism in Eukaryota, Metazoa, Arthropoda, Insecta, Lepidoptera, Pyralidae. The record is from RefSeq and is a predicted model, not a curated record. Gene Ontology annotation, cellular component: membrane. Gene Ontology annotation, molecular function: transmembrane transporter activity. The transcript has 11 exons.